AGUCAAGGGAAGGGGCCGGACUUCGGAGCCGAGCGCCGCCGCUUCAGAGCCGCCGCUGAGGGUUUGGAUUGCCGCCGCCGCCGCCGCUAGUAGAAAGAAAGGAUGUCAGGGGAAUUGCCCUUGCACAUCAACAUCAAGGAGCCACGAUGGGACCAGAGUACCUUCACGGGAAGAGCAAAGCAUUUCUUCACAGUGACGGAUCCCCGCAACCUUCUGCUCUCUAGCAAGACCCUGGAAGAGGCCCGGAGGGUGGUUGAGGAUUACAGGAUGGGAAAAGUGUCACCAGGCUUGACUGAGGACCAGCUAUGGCAGGCAAAAUACAUCUAUGACUCAGCCUUCCACCCAGACACGGGCGAGAAGAUGAUCCUGAUUGGGCGCAUGUCUGCCCAGGUGCCCAUGAACAUGACCAUCACUGGAUGCAUGCUCACCUUCUACAGAACAACACCUGCUGUGUUAUUCUGGCAAUGGGUGAACCAGUCAUUUAACGCCAUUGUCAACUAUACCAAUCGGAGUGGAGAUGCUCCCAUCACUGUCAACCAGCUGGGCACUGCUUACAUCAGCGCUACUACUGGAGCUGUAGUGACGGCACUGGGACUCAAGUCCCUCACUAAGCAUUUGCCACCAAUCAUUGGACGCUAUGUGCCUUUUGCUGCAGUGGCAGCUGCUAACUGCAUCAACAUCCCAUUGAUGAGACAGAGGGAGUUAAAGUUUGGCAUCCCCAUUUUAGAUGAGAAUGGGAACCGGCUGGGUGAGUCCAAGAAGGCAGCUCAGCAAGCGAUCAUGCAGGUUGUGGUGUCCCGUAUUGGCAUGGCUGCACCUGCCAUGGCCAUACCUCCUGUGAUCAUGCACGCACUAGAGAAGAGAGCUUUUUUGAAGCGGUACCCCUGGAUGAAUGCUCCUUUGCAGGUUGGACUGGUGGGUCUGUGCUUGGUGUUUGCUACGCCUCUUUGCUGUGCACUCUUCCCACAGAAAAGCUCAAUGAAGGUGAGUCGCCUGGAACCUGAACUCCAAGCUCAGAUCAGAGAGAAAAACUCCAGCGUUGAGGUCAUCUAUUUUAACAAGGGGCUUUAAGAGAGGCUUUUUCAUACAACCCUAGUGUGAAGCAGACAGGACAGGAUGAAGAAGAACCAGGAAUCUGGUGCGCCUCAUAAGGAAGUUACUCUUUGUAAUUGUAUAACUCCUUUGAAAUGCUGCUUUCUUAUUGGCUGUAACAUCUUGGCAGGUCCUAUGUGUUUGAUAUAACCUUCCUGGAUUCAGGUGAACCAUAGGGGUAGAUUGUAUUGUGGCAAUGUGUUUGUUGCUGUAAUGUAUACUCAUACUCCUGAACAAAGCAGAAACAUUCCAGUCAUGACCCAUUUAGGAGUCAGGGCCAGAACAGUUAGAACCUUCAAGCAAACCCAGUCCCCAUAUUAUGCACAAUUCCAAAAUGGUGUGCAUGUGUGUAUAUAAUCCCUAUGAACCAACAGAAAUGAUAUUUUUGAGAUCAUUUUUGGGAGAGGAGAAUCCAUAGACUGUUGAAUCUCACAAGAAUAGGUUACAAUGGGAAAGACAAUUUGCUUUGGGGGGAUAUCUUGUGCUGAGGGCUAGAAAAAUGCAUACAGCUUGCACAUUACAUAUUUUUUAUGAUGGCUAAAUUCUUGUAAUGAUUUCCCUCCAAAUCAUUUUAAUUUUCACAAAAAAUAUGCUCAUACAAAAAUGGCUGUAUUCUCUCCAUACUGAGAAUAUUGAUACAGGGAAUCCUUUUACAGCAAAACCUCUUCCUCCUUGUAAGCAAAACACACAUGUUCAUGAUUACAUAUACAUGCAACUAUAAGACUACAUAACCUAUGGUUCAGUGUGAAGAUUAGUGAAACAUGCAUAUGCGGGGCUUUAAAGGGAGUAAGCAAGUUAAAGACACCUCAGGCUAUUUUUCUUGCUGGUACUGCAGUGAGGAGGAGUAUCUAUUGUGGUUAUCUAUGGAGUGCUUUUAGAUAAAGUAGUCUGUUGUAUAAAAGAUUGGGUCAGAUGGCCUUUUGGUUGCCUCCAUUAUUACAAGUUAUUCAAGUACGGUAAAUACACAGAUGUAAAAAUCAUUAUUUUAGCUCUGGUGAAUGUAUCUCUGACUGAGAAAGAAAGCCAUAAGGUGUGACCAUCUGGCCAUCCUUCAAGUGAGUCAUGCCUUGUUGAUAAGAAGGGCUUUGCCCAAAGAGACCUAGCAUGGGCAGUACACCUGUUUAAGGUUAGGUCAUUGUAUGGAAGAGCAAGCUUGGAAGUGCUGCUGCUUAAAAUGAGAAGGGCACAUUUCUAAAAACAAAGAGAGCUCUGCUGGAUCAGACCAGUGGUCACCUGUCUUCAUCCAGCAUCCUGCUUUUCACAGUUGCCAACCAGACGCCUCCUUAAAGUCCACAGGGA
This is a messenger RNA of Gekko japonicus, 2391 nucleotides long. It is a transcript of the gene SFXN3, whose product is annotated as sideroflexin 3. Lineage: Eukaryota; Metazoa; Chordata; Lepidosauria; Squamata; Gekkonidae. Gene Ontology annotation, molecular function: monoatomic ion transmembrane transporter activity. Bases 103 to 1071 code for a protein of 322 amino acids. The record is from RefSeq and is a predicted model, not a curated record. Gene Ontology annotation, cellular component: mitochondrial inner membrane. The transcript has 11 exons. Gene Ontology annotation, biological process: monoatomic ion transport; serine import into mitochondrion.